Messenger RNA from Camelina sativa (false flax), 1052 nucleotides. Its product is annotated as putative 57 kDa heat shock protein. NCBI's taxonomy places the organism in Eukaryota, Viridiplantae, Streptophyta, Magnoliopsida, Brassicales, Brassicaceae. The record is from RefSeq and is a predicted model, not a curated record.
GAGAGAGGGAAGUAGGGAACUAUAGAUAAGAAGAAACCCUAAAUCCCGAAGCAGCUAGCUACAAAUCUCACAGAACACACAUCACUCGCUAGCUCGCCGUUGAACCAUGGUCGUCCCUCUUAGUUCCGUUCCUCCAUCUCGUGAAGGGUUUUACGCAAUAAACAACCAGUUUCUAGUAAAUGGGCCAAAAGGGUUCUAUGAGUACAAGCAGCUGGAGAACGAAGACAUGUUCGUUCGGAUGGAUCUUCCCGGCGUUCCAAAAGAUGGUGUGAGGAUCUCUUUUGACCAGUCCAAGAAAGCUGUUUGUAUAUUCGCCGACGCACCCAAGGAACACAAAUACGACUACUCUCCCCGGAACUACGGUACCACCACCGGACUCGUCUGCAAAUGCUGUGAAGUCUCCGGCUGCACUUCCCACAUGUCCGACGGUGUUCUUAGGCUUCUCCUCACCAAGACCAAAAUCACUCCUCAACGCUCCUCCUGCAUCUCGUUUCUUGCUGACCCAGAAUCCGGAGAAGUGGUCAUAGUUCUCCGUGGCGAUGGUCCUCGCACCCAUGGCACAGAUCCUCAUGAUCCGAAGUUAACUGGUCGGAUAUUGAUGCCACACCCAUGUGUGAACUACGGAUCUGAGAUGGCUUAUGAGUCCAAGCAGCUUCAAAACGGUGGUCUAUACGUGCGUGUAGACAUGCCAGGCGUCCCUAAAGAGAACUUCACCGUCUCAGUCGUGAAUGGGAGAGUGAGAGUGACUGGUGAAGCUCCUGCUCUUAGCCAUGACUCAAGUGGACGUUUCUACUCUGGUGACGUAGCUAUGCUCUCAACUCCUGCCGUCAACAUUCCCAUCCGUUAGAUCAAAACCAUUGCCAAGAACGGUGUGAUCCGUUUAAUCAUCCCCCUCCUGUUUGAUAUUUCAUCAUCAUGAUGAUAGAAGCUAUGUUUUCUGUUUCUUUAAAUUCGUGACCAUUUGUGGACUUUCUUUAAGGAUUAUGGUCAUUAUAUUUUGAGCUAGCUUAUGUUAUCAACUUUGGAUAUGUUUUUUUAAAAAGACAAUUUUU